AUGGCUCACAGCGGUGCCGCUUCAGUUGUUAAUGGCUUGACUGUGGAAAAAGAGGAUAAAGUGAAGACAGGCGCAAACACCAUUCUUAACCCGCCACAGAUAAAAAUGCGCCUCCUCCACACCGUAUAUUAUAAACACCUAUUGCUGACAAAUCGUGAUUAUACUGUUGGCCGGGUCAACGUUGAUUUCGUUAUGCUUGAUCCCUCAGUAAGCCGUCUACAUGCCAAACUUCGGAUUUCGUAUCCUGAGGAAGCAGUUGAUGCCGGAAGUCACAUGGCGCCAGUUCUGGAGAUUACGGAUGUUUCGCGUUUCGGAACUUUUUUAAAUGGGAGUAGGAUUAUUAGAAAUGUAGCUACGUCAGUUCCAACCGACUCAAAAAUAACUUUUGGUGCAACGCCUGGUGUAACGAUAAAUGCUGAAGUAUAUCCUCUCAAUGUUCUUCUCUCCUCCGUCUCACCAUUGGCUAAGACAAAAGUUAGAGCCACUGUCCAUUCGUUGGGCGGCAAAGUGUUUUAUGAAUGGGCUGAGGAGUGUACUCUUCUUGUCAUGUCAAAGCUCGUUGUUACUCAUAAGCUUCAGCGUUUCCGUCUCUUAUUGGGUCUAACUAAUGCUAAAUUGGUCUGCAUCGCCGAAGCUUUAUCCGCCAGUCGACAGUGCUUUGUGGACAUUUUUGGCUCUAUUUCCGAUCCGUGUGUUUUGUACGAGGCGGGCAAUGCAGUUGCGGAGCAUGAUUUGGCGUACUCGGUUCUAAAGGAGACUUUCAACAGGCGCCCAAUUUUGGAGCAAGAAAUUGCUUUGGCUAUAAUCGAGUGUUCGUGUGAAACCUAUUGCAACACUACGUGCCCAUGUCCCAUCUCCAAUACGAGACAAAGCAUUGGUGGUAAUGCUAAAGUCGCUGAGGUUAAAGCCUCCAAUGUAAAGUGUUCGUGUGGGCAAGCUCCCUUGAUGCUACCGUCGACACUCUUCGAUAAACUCGGCAAGAGGUCUACGGAGAUUCCACGUGCUUCUGUUCCUGGUACUUGGGCAAGCAGUACCCAAAUCGUGGAAAAACGUUCUCCACGUUUGGGAAAAGGCAAAGACUCCGGUGUGAUUGUGUCCCAUUCUGUUUUCAAAUCGGAUCCCACCAACUCGAGGGAACCCGUCAUUGAAGGAGGUCUUGAAGGUGCGGUAACGAGCUCAAUAGACCUUUGUAUUGUCAUUAAAGAUGAUUCAAUGCUGGACGCUUUUGCUUCGAUGCCACCUCUUUCUUCGAUUCUCAAGGGAAAGAAGACACUGCCCUCCUACCAUGCAUCAAGCAGAAAUCCAAGCGAUGAGCACGACGUAACCAGAAAAUCAUGCGUGAAUUCAUCACCAAAUUCAGUGCUUGCAUCGAAGCUUGGGAAUCUCGGCGCUUCACGGGAUAUAGCAACAGAAGAAAAGGAGAAUCUGGCUCCAGAUACUUGCAACCCUUCGCGAUCAUCCCCGAUUAAUGAGUUUGUGUCCAAGGGAAAAAACAAAACGGUAACGAUUGAAGAUGAGGACGGCAAAAACGACAGUUUUGCCAAUGUUGACAAUAUUAAGGUGAGGGCGGAGGUAUGUACGUUGGUAACUGAUGCUGCUCUACCAGGAGAACCGUCAAGAUCUGAGUCCAAACCUGCGACUGCUGGUUUCAAGCGGUUUACAAAGGUAAUUUGGUCUCGAGUAUUUUUUUUACUGCGUUGGUAG
Messenger RNA from Hydatigera taeniaeformis, 1704 nucleotides. The record is from the annotation of a GenBank genome assembly. NCBI's taxonomy places the organism in Eukaryota, Metazoa, Platyhelminthes, Cestoda, Cyclophyllidea, Taeniidae.